This is a messenger RNA of Populus nigra (black poplar), 1783 nucleotides long. RefSeq names its product F-box protein At5g07610-like. The coding region runs from base 168 to 1310 and encodes 380 amino acids. The transcript has a single exon. Gene Ontology annotation, molecular function: protein binding. NCBI's taxonomy places the organism in Eukaryota, Viridiplantae, Streptophyta, Magnoliopsida, Malpighiales, Salicaceae. The record is from RefSeq and is a predicted model, not a curated record.
CGGCUAAGUAUAAUUUGUUUGAUUUCCCAUUUCUGUAUCUGUCAGUAAAUUUUAAUGCUGAUUAUGAUGCUAUAGAUUGUGUAGAAGCCUUAACUUUCUUCGAAGAUCAAAACCCAUCAAUCAAUCAGCCUUUAGUUUUGUUAUCUGGAUUUAGCUAUCAAUCCAUCAUGAUGAGAGACGGCAAGUUAAAACAAUCUUGCUAUGUGCCUUCUUCAUCAGCAGAAGUAAUAGGGAACAACCUAGACCUCGUUACUGAAAUCUUGCUCCGUGUACCGGCAAAACCACUCCUUAAGUUCAAGUGCGUGUCAAAGCAAUGGCUUUCUUUAAUUUCAGACCCUAAAUUCUGUGCCUCUCACACUCACCACCAUCCACCAACAGCACCCUCUGCUCUCUUCCUGCUCAACUACUUGGCUUCCAGCCCUCAGCUAAUUGUCCCUUUAAAAAAUGAGCCUAUGCCAAUCACUAUUCCCUUCUUGGACCAUCUAAAUAUUCCUGGAUUCUGUAUUGAUCAGUCUUGUAAUGGGUUGCUUCUCUGCUCUUCCACUUGCAUAGACUCAACUGAUUUGGGGUACUGGUUUUUUAUUUGUAAUCCCACCACCAAUCAUUUCAAGAGGAUUUCUCACCCUGUUCACAAAUUUGACAAGUUUCAUCAUCCACCUGUUCUUUGUUUGGCUUUUGAUCCAUUAAAAUCAUUCAACUAUAAGGUUGUUUGUUUCUACCAAGUUGUUUCUGGUGGAUAUCAAAUUGAUGUAUAUUCGUCGGAGACUGGGUCCUGGGGUUUAAAUCAAAUUCCUUUUGUAAAUCCUCCUUUGAAAAUUCAUGAGUGGGUUUUUUGUAAUGAUGCUAUUCACUGGUGCAGUCUUGAAGAGAACUCGCAAUAUUUUGAUGUUUCUAGUGAGAGCGUGAAUAUUCUGCCAAUGCCUCCGAGAUGUCAACUAGACAUUACGUACUUUGGUGGUUCUCGAGGCCAUUUGCAUAUGGGCGUUGGCAUCAGCCGUUUAGUCUUAGAAUUUGAUAUUUGGGAGCUGAAAGAGGAUUAUUCAGGAUGGUUUAUAAAGUAUCAUCUGGAUCUUCAUUCUAUGAGAAGAGUGUUAGCCAAUCGAUGUCCGUUGUCAGUUUUGAGCCUUAUCCGGGCUGAAAAGGAAGAUGAGUCGACGAUUGUGUUUGUUGUGGAUGGUAGAGCAAUGUCCUAUAAUCUUUAUGACAGGAGAUCAAAAAUGCUCUGUGAUUUGCUGCAGAAAACAAAUCCUUAUAGUGCUUAUUUAAAGUUUCAUGCUUAUGAAUACUUUGAGACACUUAUUCAUGUUUGAGCACAGCACUUGUACUGUCAGUAAUUCAACCAUCAACCUGCUUAGUCGUAACAUCUGCAGCAUUGAAAUUUCAGUUCUUCGAUGUAGAAGUCAGGCUCCACCAGUUGAAGUAUUUCAGUCUGUUUUGAGCUAGAGAAUAAUUAUAGAUUUCCUUAUCCAAGAACCACUAUUCUUGCUGUGCUGGUCAUCUUCACUUCAAGAGAUGAAAGAGGCAGUAUAUCCAAGAAGUGAGAUGUGGAAGAAAAUGGAGUUCAUGGUGGAAAUGAUAAAGCUUGGGAAUUGGGAAUUUUGAAAUGAAGGAAUUACGUAGGUGCUUAAACAGCUUACCAUGGAGAGUCAGCAAUACCACCUGUCCAAUUAAACCCUUCAGAUGUUGAAAGAGGCAGUAUAUCUGUUCCAAGCUCAGAGAUUUACCUCUCUGCUCGAAGUUUGAACCACAUUUAAGGGCAAUUUCACAGAUUUGUUUUUUGCCU